AUGUCCACCGAUGUCAGCGACUCGUUCGAGAUCUACUCGCGCGACAAACCACCGCGACCACUCCCGUCGGACCCGAGUUUGCGGGCAGACAUCGAACACGUCCUGGAACACGGCUACGUGAUUCUGCCGAAUUGUUUCUCCAAGGCCGAAGCCAAGGAGGCGAGGGACGAGAUUGUGCGAUUGCUCCAGAAGGAUGGGCGGGCAUUGGGUGGGCGCAACAACUUCGAAGGCCUCAACACCAAUCGCAUAUACUCGUUGCUGAACAAGUCGAGAGUGUUUGACAAGUUCGUCAUCCUACCGCGUGUCCUGGCGUUGAACGACUAUUUCCUGGACCAAGGCUAUCUUCUCUCAGCCUUCCACACCAUCAGCAUCAACCCCGGCGAGAAGGCACAGUCCUUGCACCACGACGACGGGUACAUCCAGUUCCCGCGACCGAGGUUGCCGUUUGGCACGGCCAUCAUGGUCGCCCUGGACGAGUAUACCGCCGAAAAUGGAGCAACGAGGAUCAUCCCCGGGUCGCACAAAUGGGACAGCAAGCGACAGGGGAGGCCCGAGGAGACGAUUCCCGCCUUAUGUCCCGAGGGGGGAGUCGUCUACUUCAUCAGCACGCUCUGGCACGGCGGCGGCGCCAACGUAUCCGACAAGCCGCGACAGAGCGCCACGGUACAGUACUGUCAACCGUACAUCCGCCCGAUCGAGAGCCAGAUAUUGGCUGUGGAUCCGAGGAAGUUGGAUGUCAUUCAUCCGAGGAUUGUCGAGAUGAUGGGGUACAAACAUAUGCAACCUUUCAUGGGUUAUGCAGACGGGUUAGGCCCCAGGAGGGCAGCGCGCAGGAUGGUGAAGUGGCUGCAGAGCGAUGUUGACGACAACCCGCCCACGUUCGCUCAUGGUUUCAGGGAUGCAUCGAAAUUGUAG
Cladophialophora carrionii CBS 160.54 is the source of this 915-nucleotide messenger RNA. RefSeq lists its product as uncharacterized. The record is from RefSeq and is a predicted model, not a curated record. Bases 1 to 915 code for a protein of 304 amino acids. Lineage: Eukaryota; Fungi; Ascomycota; Eurotiomycetes; Chaetothyriales; Herpotrichiellaceae. The transcript is spliced from 4 exons.